AUGGUGUCGAUCUUCCACACCCCUAAGGCAGAAUCCUUUCAAGAUGAAGACGACCUGAUCUGGAAACCGCCUGCUUUUAUAGAGGAAGAGGGUCUUCAAGGGCCCUCCAGCGGGACAGGCUCGUCGAACGUCAGUACUUUAAACGGAAGCAGCACACCGGGAAAGAAAAGCCGGAGACCGAGAUCCAUUCUGGUUUCCAGGCUAUUGUUCAAGGAUCAUUCAGAAACCACCGAAGGGGAGUCGCUGUUUGAGGAUCGUCGGUCUGGAACACCAGGAGGCAUGGGCAAGCUCCGGAGCUUGUUCAAAUUCGGCCUGCCCGGGCCGUCUGAAGAAGAAGCGGAAGAUCCAGUAAAGACCGACAAGGAGGAGCAUACUGAGGCGUCUCCGGAAAAGCCCAAAUCAAAAGAGGACUCCAACGCGUUCUGGAAGUUCAGCUUGGGCCGCAAACGGUCUGUUUCAGCCGCACAGCCACACACGUUGCAGAGCUCACCAAGAAGCGAUAACCAGGAGCAAGAGAGCCCCAUGGUGCUGAACAGCUUGUACUUUGCCCACCAGGGCCAUCCACCUCACAUGACUAACCAGAAUGGAGAAGCCGGGCUCUCGACACAAAACAACCUUGCGGUUUCUUUGAGACACAACGAUUCCGUGUUCUCCGUGAACAAGUCUCAUCUGCAUCUGAGCCAGACCCUGGCGUCCCACGAGACGGAAAAGGAGCUACUGGAAAUCAAGGAAGUUGCACUGACAACAGCUCCGGAUGAAAAAGUCCCUGCUCUUCAAGAAAGCCCAUUGGGAGCUCCUCCAUCUGGACCAGGUUUCACUCAACGGACGCUCCGAAGAGUGGCCUCAGCGCCAUUGGUUCACAGACUCUUAAACGACAACAAACUGCCGGUUCUCGAGCCGAAGAAAGAGUUCGAUGUGAAGGACCAUAUUGGCGAGCUUUCUGCAGUGAAGAGCAGGCCAAGAACUUAUACCCAAGGCCGCAUGUACUCCCACCUGGCAACUCGUAUAAUGACGGCCCAGGUUAGCCCCGAGUGCUUUGAAAAAGUCAAGCUCUUAGGUAAAGGCGAUGUGGGCAAAGUUUACUUGGUUAAGGAGAAAGCUUCUCUGCGUCUAUACGCCAUGAAGGUGCUUAACAAAAAGGAGAUGAUCCAAAGAAACAAAAUCAAAAGAGCAUUGGCCGAGCAGGAGAUCUUGGCCACUAGCAACCACCCGUUUGUCGUAACAUUAUACCAUUCGUUUCAAUCGGAAGAGUCGUUAUAUUUGUGCAUGGAGUAUUGCAUGGGUGGAGAGUUCUUCCGUGCUUUGCAAACCAGAGAAACAAAAACGAUUGGCGAGGACGAUGCUAGGUUCUACGCCGCCGAGGUCACAGCAGCCUUGGAAUACUUGCAUUUGAUGGGUUUUAUUUAUAGAGAUUUGAAACCCGAAAACAUCUUGCUCCACCAGCUGGGGCACAUCAUGCUCAGUGAUUUCGAUUUGUCCAAGCAGUCUGCUAAAACUAAGGGACCAGAAAUCCAGUUUGCAAAGUCUCAUAACCACAGCAACCCCACCAUUGACACUAAAGCAUGCAUUGACGGGUUCCGGACGAACUCGUUUGUUGGUACAGAGGAGUACAUCGCUCCAGAAGUGAUUCGUGGAAAGGGCCACACGAGUGCAGUGGAUUGGUGGACGCUUGGUAUUUUCAUUUACGAGAUGCUUUAUGGAACGACGCCCUUCAAGGGCAGAGACAGGAAAGCCACCUUCAGCAAUGUGUUGAAGAAAGACGUUAAGUUCCAUGACACGCAGCCCGUGUCGGGAAAUUGCAAAAACAUGAUCAAGAAGCUUUUGAUCAAGGAUGAAACGAAGCUGGGCGUUGUUGAGGCAUCAGCAGCCGCCCAUGAUCCCCGUUCUCACCAAGAACAAGAAGGGGACAGCAAAAAACAGGAGGUGUUUUCGCUGGACGAUCCCAGCGGGUCGUCGUCGCAAUCCAAGCCUACUAGCCUGGACCCUGCCAAUGACCCAUUUGCGCUGUUCAGCUCAGUAACCCUCCAUUAUAACGAGACAGACGAUUACGACCUGGCGUUCAUGUUGGGCACCGAGAGCUCGGUGAACACCUCUGUGGCCUAUACCAUGAACAGCCGGCCUGGUGCCAGCUCCAGGCGACAAAAAGGAUUUCUUCGCCGGUGA
Messenger RNA from Candidozyma duobushaemuli, 2163 nucleotides. Its product is annotated as serine/threonine protein kinase. Gene Ontology annotation, biological process: protein phosphorylation. The transcript has 2 exons. The record is from RefSeq and is a predicted model, not a curated record. Gene Ontology annotation, cellular component: plasma membrane; cytoplasm; nucleus. Gene Ontology annotation, molecular function: protein serine/threonine kinase activity; ATP binding. Bases 1 to 2163 code for a protein of 720 amino acids. NCBI's taxonomy places the organism in Eukaryota, Fungi, Ascomycota, Pichiomycetes, Serinales, Metschnikowiaceae.